Hyla sarda is the source of this 3027-nucleotide messenger RNA. It is a transcript of the gene KLHL38, whose product is annotated as kelch like family member 38. The record is from RefSeq and is a predicted model, not a curated record. NCBI's taxonomy places the organism in Eukaryota, Metazoa, Chordata, Amphibia, Anura, Hylidae. The transcript is spliced from 4 exons. Gene Ontology annotation, molecular function: protein binding. The coding region runs from base 232 to 1971 and encodes 579 amino acids.
UUAGCAUCUGCUUCGCCGUCCUAGAGAGGCUCAGGAGUCACCGCCACUGUAAACAAAGCGAGAAAACAACAUUAAGGACCAACACUGCUCGGGACCCUCUGAAGAGACGUACAGCAAGGAUGGAAGAAGAUAAGAAGUCUUCUAGUAUGGCUUCUGACAUGUUGUCUCUCGCGCACAAGUUAGUGUGUUUCAUUCAUUGGAGACUUAUCUAAUUGUAAUAAUCGGGUCACCAUGGAGGGCAAAACCAAUGAAGUCUUACUAUUUCAUGAUGAAAACUUCUCCAGUGACUUACUGAGGCAGCUGAACAAGCUGCGAGAAUCCAGAUUACUUACUGACGUUACCAUAUGCAGCAAUGACUGUGAAUUCCCUUGUCAUAGGAACGUCUUGGCCUCCAGUAGCCCAUACUUCAAGGCGAUGUUCUGCAGCAAUUUUAUGGAGAGUAGUCAAGACAAGGUUUGUUUGAUGGGCAUUGACCCAGACACCCUUCACCUGAUUAUUGACUAUGUCUACACUGGGGAGAUCUCCAUAACAUUGGACAACGUCUUUAGCCUCCUUCAAGGUUCUUCACUAUUACAGUAUGAAAAACUAUUGGGCGUUUGCUCAAAAUUCCUCCAGGACCAAAUGACUGCACAAAAUUGUUUAAGUAUAAUCCGAUUAUCUGAGUUCUUUAGCUGUAAGAACCUCCACAAGAAGGCUAAACAAAUGGCUUUGCAAUAUUUUAAAGACGUGUCCAUUUCAGACGACUUGAAGGAUCUCGGUGUCUCAGAACUGUUGGACUAUAUAGGAGACGACAACCUUUGCGGUGAAGAGGAACAAGUGUUCGAGGCUCUGAUGACCUGGAUCAGACACGAUGAACUUGGCCGAAAGUGCUAUAUACAAGAAUUGUUUCAAAAGGUCAGACUCCAGUAUGUCCAUCCAACUUUCCUUUUCCAUUUCAUUGCCAAUGACCCUCUUAUUCAGUCUUCAGCGUCUUGCAGGAGAAUGUUGGAAUCGGCAUGUAGAGUAUUAUUCGCUCAUAACACAACCUUCUCCCCAGACACUAAACCCAUGUGUCAUGUCCCACGUCGGUUUUCUCACCAAGAAUAUCUCAUCACCGUAGGAGGCCGGAAAGACAACCAGCAGACCACCAGAGACGUCCUGAUGUAUAAUGAGAAAACCAGUCAAUGGUUGAGGCUUGCCAAGCUUCCAGAACGUCUACACAAGGCUUCGGCCGUCGGAUUGCAUGGUAAUGUGUAUGUCCUGGGUGGGUUGUCCAUUGGCAACAAAGAAAAUACUGUCACCUCAAGUGUUUAUGUUCUGUCUCUCAAAUUAAACCAGUGGCACAAAGGUGAAGCCAUGCUUGUUCCGAGAUACUCUCACAUGAGUAUCGGAUACAGAAACUAUAUCUUCUCCAUGGGGGGAAUCGGAGCAAAACAACAAAUCCUGAACUCGGUGGAGAGGUUUGAUAGCAUUUAUAACUCUUGGGAGACAAUGGCUAGUAUGCCAGUCACUGUCCUUCACCCAGCAAUAGCCUCCAAAGAUGAAAGGAUAUACCUUUUUGGUGGAGAAGAUGUGAUGCAGAAUCCGGUCCGACUCAUACAGGUUUAUCACGUUUUCAGAAACAUGUGGUUCAGGAUGGAGACCAGAAUGGUUAAAAAUGUCUGCGCCCCUGCAGUGGUUGUUGGUGAGAAGAUUAUAAUAAUCGGUGGUUACACCAGAAGAAUGAUUUCCUAUGACAUGACACAAAAUACAUUUGCCAAGUGUGCCGACAUGAAGGACAGAAGGAUGCACCAUGGGGCCACCGUCCUGCGGAAUAAGAUCUAUGUAACAGGCGGCCGUUGUCUGACCGUGGACAACACCAUUGAGGACUCCGAUUCCUUUGACUGCUAUGACCCCAAUACUGAUACAUGGACUUCUAAGGGGAAACUGCCUUAUAGACUGUUUGACCAUGGCUGCCUUACUCUGCAGUGUAUCCCUACACAAUUACACUAAACAAAGAUAAACUUCAGGCCAAGAUCAAGUACUGUCAAUUGGUAUGGUCCAAUGCAUCGACUCUGCAUUAUUCUUAUUGUGGUGCCACAGGGGUGCUAGGAAAAUACCUUAUCAAUUCGUGACGCCAGGGCACCGUUAACCUAUACACGGUCCGAGGUUGGAGACAGCUUCUCCUGGGCCAGACACAGGGAGUAAAGGAACACACCGAUGUCAUAUUACGGAUAACUGUUUUUACUGAGCGGGGUGCAAAUGGUAUUACACAGACAGUAUGGUGCUGAGUGAUAGGAUGCAGUGUAACCCUUGGUAGCCCUGUUGCCUUGCUGGGACUGGUGGUGCUUUAACCCAAUAGUUUAAUACUGACUUGAGAGAUGAUUGAAGAUUGACCCAGGUCGCUAGGGUUCUGUCAAGGUCUUGUAGUUUCCUCCGCCAGGGCAUGAACUUCUACCUUGCGGGUGAUCCUUGCAGAAUGACCGGAUAAAGUAGAUGUGAUCUGGGCCUUCCCUUCUCCACACACCUCACACCUUUACCACAUUGGUGCUAAGGAACAACUGGAGAUGAACUGGGGCAACGCUUUCCCCCACUACACUAUAUGGCUAAGAAUUUAGGAGUUCCCAUUGGCAGGCAGGGUCACAUGGGCUUACACCGCCCCUCCCUCUUAAAGGUACAACAACACAUAAAUAACAUAGAUAGAAAUAACACCACAUGAUAAUUACAAAAAUAUAUUCACUUUUGGCAAAGUGCUGGGACAUAAUAAACACAAUAAUACGUUCCUCAGUGGGCCCAACACCUGUGCUGCAGGGCUGCCUGAGGAAGUCCAAAGCCACAGGACAACCUUUGGUACUGGGACACCACAUUAUACCAUGUGAUCCAUAUAUUCUCCAGCCCUGUUCAUUUUUUUCUGUAUUCUUUUGGGUCCUGCCCAGUGAGUGAUGUCCACACUCUUGUUUGGGGGGGGAGGCAUGGUACAUCUACUGUUUAUAAACCUGUUUUUGUGGCAUUUGCACUUUAAUACACUUGUCCAGUGUGUCCUCCGUGUUCAUUUACAUGUGAACCGAA